AUGGAAUAUAGCACAGAAGAGCAACUAGAAUUCAGUAUAGGAAGGGCUCGCUCUAUCCCACUCAAUAUUACGCUCCUCAAUCGAUCUAGUGCGGAAUUGCUCAAUCCAGUCAUCUCACGCAACCUUGCGGUAGAAUGUCUUACCAUCGGAUUACCCCAGACGUCCCUUAGUACCGCCGCCAGGCUCAAUGGUUCCUCUCUUAGGCGUUUGAUCAUGCCUAUAUCAAGAGAUGUGCCUGUAGAAUCCGUGGAGAGGAUCAUGGAUGUUGCCCUACAGUCCACCCAGAAGGAAAUAGAGCUUCAUUUGGCAUUACAGCGGCUUGUGGUGUGCCCCCUGGAGCAUACGUUGAUGCAGCGUGUUACAUCCUUGACUAUAUCUGGAGGUGGUGGAGUUGCCGUUGGUGCAAAUACCUCUCUCCCUUCCCUCAGGAGACUGGAACUAUUUCAAGAACAUGGCCAUCUCUGCCUUGGGAUACUGGAUGCCACGAAUUUGAGCCAUCUAGAAAAUCUUUUGGUGGUCGGCGGGCCCGAAAUAGGUAACGUCUUGAGGUCAAACUCUCUCCCUACGGGCCUGUCCGAGUUGUGUCUUACCGGAAUAAUGUUGGACCCACCCGAAGCCCCAACGUACCAGAUACACUCCUUGCCACGACUCAGUACACUGGAAUUGAAUCAUGUACACAUACAACGUCGCCUGGGCGAUUAUUUUUCUUGUCCACAAUUGAAACGCCUCAUUGCUUCGAACCUUAACCUGGAUCCAGAACCUGAUAGGUUUCAGUAUCAUGCACUCGAGACCGCGGAAUCACUUUUCUUCGACCAGUCAUUCUUCCGCGACACACCCCGACUAGAGAGCUUGCUCUUGGAAAACGCUCUGGUCACACUCAAGCUCGCUAAGUGCCUAGAGCGCUCCGUUUCUCUCAAGCGCAUCGACAUGCACGACUGCCUCACCGAGAGAUUUAUUCCUGUGUUCCUCGACUAUGUAGCAGAUCAAAGAUUCCUUCCGGUUUUCGAGGAGUUCCAUAUUUCUCGAUCGUGGUCAGAGGAGACCAAGGUAGCAUACUCGAGCUUUGUUGAUCGCCUUUCCGCUAUCCGUCCUUCUGUCAAACUCUCCGGAAACGGCGACUUGUACUUAUUUCCUGCAGAGGCUUGA
Acaulospora colombiana is the source of this 1146-nucleotide messenger RNA. NCBI's taxonomy places the organism in Eukaryota, Fungi, Glomeromycota, Glomeromycetes, Diversisporales, Acaulosporaceae. The record is from the annotation of a GenBank genome assembly.